This is a messenger RNA of Nematolebias whitei (Rio pearlfish), 1051 nucleotides long. It is a transcript of the gene lrrc23, whose product is annotated as leucine rich repeat containing 23. Lineage: Eukaryota; Metazoa; Chordata; Actinopteri; Cyprinodontiformes; Rivulidae. Bases 101 to 1051 code for a protein of 316 amino acids. Gene Ontology annotation, molecular function: protein binding. The record is from RefSeq and is a predicted model, not a curated record. The transcript has 8 exons.
UAAGUUUGGAGCUAUUGAGAUAUACUAGUUAGAACGCACGUCUAGCUGGUUUGGUAGUGGUACACAGUUCGCUUUAGUAAAAGGCUAGUUGGUAACCAGGAUGUUUGAUGAGGAUGACCUGUCGGAUGUGGAAGGAGCAGAUAGUUCAAAGGGAGUCGAAGAAAGCGAGAAGAUACAAGCUGUCCAGCUGACCAAAGAAACUAUCUGUGACGGGCUGUCACUGCUGUGCCGGACAGGAAAUAGAUUAGGGCACGCAUUUAUCAAACUGCACCUCAAUAACAAAGGACUGGAUAGCAUAGCUGCAAUCAGCAGUUAUAUUCACAUACGCUUUCUGGACUUAUCCAACAACUACAUCGCUGAUUUGUCUCCUCUGGCAACUUUGAAAGAUUUACUUUGGCUAAAGGUUGACAAUAAUGUUGUGGCAUCCUUUAAGGGACAACCCUUUCCUGAGCUUUCCUUCCUGCAGUGGCUGAGUAUGGCAGCUAACAGACUAACAGACCUCGAUGGUCUAGCUGGGCCCGCCUUGGAGAGCCUCGAUCUUACAGGAAACCGUAUUCAGCAACUGAACGGUUUUCAGAGUAGCCAUUUUGCAAAUCUGGUGACACUGGAGCUAAGGGGAAACCACUUGGAUACCACCGAUGGCAUUAACCUUCCAAAUUUGCGAAAACUAUAUCUGGCCAAAAAUGUUAUCAAACGUCUUGAGGGUCUGGAGAAGUUGGAGCGCCUCACCGUACUUCAUCUUCGAAACAACCAGCUUGAAUCUCUGGAUGGUCUCAGCCCCAGUAUGAAGUGUCUUCACUACCUCAAUGUCAGAGGCAAUUUAAUCUCAGAUGAAAAGGCCAUACAAAGUGUUGGCCAUGUGUCACAAACCCUGCGAGCUUUGGUCCUUUCUGAGAAUUUGCUGGCUGAAAUAUCAGACUACCGCCUGAGUGUGCUAAUAAUAUUGCCACAGUUGGAGCGACUUGACAAAGAUCCUGUCUCCUCUGAAGAGAGAAGUGAAGCUCAGAUAAUGUUCAGAGAACUUAACGAAGAGGAAAUACUUGAGCCAUAA